CGCCCAGGCCGCCUCCCCGCACCUCCCCGCGCCCGCGCCCCGCACCUCCCCGCACCUCCCCGGCCGGGCCCCGCGCCCGCCCCGCUCCUCCCGCGCCCGCCCCGCGCCGGGCCAUGCUGCCCCGGCGGCCGCGCUGAAGGAUGCCGACCCCGCGCCCCGCGCCCGCGCCGCGGCCCCUGCGCCUGCUGCGGCUGCUGCUCUCCGGCCUCGUCCUCGGCGCGGCCCUGCGCGGGGUCGCCGCCGCCGCCGGCCGCCCGGAUGCUGCCUCCUGCCCCGGGAGCCUGGACUGCGCCCUGAGGCGGCGGGCUCGGUGCCCCCCGGGAGCCCACGCGUGCGGGCCGUGCCUCCAGCCCUUCCAGGAGGACCUGCUCGGGCUCUGUGUGCCCAGGGCGCGCCGGCCGCUGGGGACCGGGACCCCCCGGCCACCACCGGAGGAUGAAAUCGACUUCUUGGCCCAGGAGCUGGCUCAGCGGGAGGGAGGACAGGCCCGGCCUGAGGGGCCCCCACGGCCGCCCGCGCCUGCUGCCACCCCAGGGCUCUCGGAGCCUGGCCUGCCCCCCACGUGGGGUGGCCCACCACCCACACCCAACAGCUCCCUGGCCUCCACCACGGGGCCCGUGCACAUGGCCCCCCUGGGACCCCGGGGCCCGCAUGGCCACGCCUUGGUCCUUGUGCUGAUCCUGGCCUGCUCCAUGGCCGGUGCCACAGCCGUGGCCGUGGCCGCUCUCUGCUGGUGCCGGCUGCAGCGGGAGAUCCGGCUGACCCAGAAGGUGGACUACGUGGCCCCGCAGGUGGCCAGCUGCCCUGCAGACUCCAGCGCCUCGCCCGGCGACCAGAGGCUGGCGCACAGCGCCGAGGUGUACCACUACCAGCACCAGCGGCAGCAGAUGCUGUGCCUGCAGCGGCACCAGGAGCCGCCCGCGGGGCCUGACUCCACUGCCGCCGCCUCGGACGAGGAGAACGAAGACGGGGACUUCACCGUGUACGAGUGCCCGGGCCUGGCCCCGACCGGAGAGAUGGAGGUGCGCAACCCGCUGUUUGACCACACCUCGCUGUCCACGCGGGAACCGCAGUGACCGCUGUCCGGGGAGGACGAGGCCACGCCGGCGAGACCCUACGGCUUGGGAACCUGCCGGGCAUCUGCGCCCACACCUGGGCCCGGGCCGGCGACCCGGGCACAAGCCAAUUAAAGUACAUUUCAAACCUGUG
Molecule: messenger RNA, 1209 nt
Organism: Sorex araneus (European shrew)
Lineage: Eukaryota; Metazoa; Chordata; Mammalia; Eulipotyphla; Soricidae
Gene: NPDC1
Product: neural proliferation, differentiation and control 1
Exons: 9
Coding region: 141-1076 (311 amino acids)
Cellular component (GO): membrane
Source: RefSeq, a predicted model, not a curated record